Theobroma cacao (cacao) is the source of this 3121-nucleotide messenger RNA. RefSeq lists its product as uncharacterized. The record is from RefSeq and is a predicted model, not a curated record. NCBI's taxonomy places the organism in Eukaryota, Viridiplantae, Streptophyta, Magnoliopsida, Malvales, Malvaceae.
ACCUGGAAGCCUUCCCAGCUCCACCUGCAAACAGGGUUGAGGGGUAUUUUACCGACUCUUUCACACUGUCCAAUCUUACUUUCUUGAGCUACUUCCUUUAGGCAUGUCUUCCACAAAUGUUGGUUCAGAGCUGAAAGGCUCUACUGAAUCCCCCUUAACCAUUCAGGAAAUAAUUGAGAGGAUAUCCAAAUUGCGUGAUAGCCUUCCAAGCGAGGAUGAAGAAGAGGGGGAUUCACCUCAGCAAACCACUGGCGGCACCAUCACUGCUGCUGAUAAGCAAGAUGGUUCUGAAAGUGGAGAUGUUAGGCAGGAGAACGACAAUGAGACCAACAAACAGGAGGAAGAUGUUAGCCAGCAGGAGAACAACAAACAGGAGGAAGAUGUUAGCCAGCAGGAGAACAAUGAUGAGAGCAAGAAAAAGGGGGAAGAUGUUAGCCAGCAGGAGAACAAUGAUGAGAGCAACAAAAUGGACGAAGAUGCUAGCAAGAAGAAGAGUGAUGAGAGCAACAAAAAGGACAAAGAUGCUAGAAAGAAGAAGAGUGAUGAGAGCAACAAAAGGAAGGCAGUGCUCCACGAGUUGGUGAAAUUUCGCAAAGAACUCCAGUAUAUGAUCAGCUCGUUCGAGAAACUCAAGAAGUUUGAAACUAAUCUAAGAGAGCCACUCCAAACUCUUGACGACAAUGUGCAAGACAUCUUGAAAGAUCUACCUUGUGUCACAGUUAGCAAGUUACCGAAACAGGUUCCACUCAAUCUACGUGUGCUCAGAAACAACAUCACCAGAGUCAAAAUCCAGAUCCCGUUGCAACAUCAAACCGCCAACACAAAUUCUGAAGCUAAUCGGCCUUGGCAGACAACCGUCGCCACCAGCGAGGCCGACCUGCCUCACCUAUACGAUGAAGCUAAAUUUGAAAGCAGCUAUUAUUUCAAAGAAAUUGAGGAAAAAUACAACGAACUUGAUGACAGGCAGAAGCUCUGCUUGUUGUGUUUCGUGAUUUUUCCUGAAAAUGCCGAGAUGAAGAAGAGGCUGUUAAGAUUUUGGUGGGUUGGAGAAAAGCUACUCUCAGUCAAAGAGGAAAAGGAGGAGAUGGAACUAGUAAGUCAAACAAUUCAGACAUUCGUGGAGAAGGGAUUAAUCGAGCCUGUUCAGAAGAAAAAUAAGUUACAGCCCAGAAGCUACAAGAUGAACCCAAUUGUUCGUUCGUGCUUGAUCAAGUUUGCCAAGCAGGCUGGUUUCUUUGAUUAUGACUCAGAGGGAAAACCCACCAUGGAUUUUUCAUCUUGCAAAAAGGCAUGUAUGGUAAAAUCUGGAGCCCCUGCUGAUUGGUUCUCUGCUUAUCUUACAGGCACGGUAACGGAAACUGCGCAAAACGAAGGUACGGUAACGGAAACUGAGCAAAAAAAAGGUACGGCAACGGAAACUGCGCAAAACGAAGGUACGGUAACGGAAACUGAGCAAAAAAAAGGUACAGCAACGGACAGGUUAUCCGCAGAUCUGGUAAAGCUGCAGAUGUUGUUCAAUUUUCCUAAGCGGAAGACAUUGUUGGAAGCAAGUCAGCGUUUUCAUGAGUUGCAGACAUUGUUCAAUAUAAGUAAGCAAUUCCCUGCUUUACCCAAGGAGUGGUUUUCUAAGAUGACGGGCAUCAAUGUUCUUUAUCUGGGUAGAUGGGAAAGCGGGGCUGGGCGCCAGCGUCACAUUGAGGUGGAAGACACUGACUUCUUAAAAGGGUUGAAAUACAUGAAGAAAUUAAGGCUGCUUAGUCUUCAAGGCAUUUCAGGUAUCCCAAAGCUUCCCAGUUCUCUUUGCAAGCUCGCUAAUUUGAGGAUCUUAGAUCUUAGAGCGUGUCACAGUCUAGAGAAGCUACCAGAAAGGAUAGGCUCACUUAAGAAGCUGACUUACUUGGAUUCAUCUGAGUGCUAUCUGCUUGAUGACAUGCCCAAACAGCUGAAUCAACUCGAGCAACUGCAAGUCCUCAAGGGUUUUGUGAUUGGCAAUGACAGAAAUUCGUGUACUCUUGCGGACUUGGCAGAGUUAAAGAAACUGAGAAAACUCAGUGUCAAUGUAAACACCACGGAGUUCAACAUAGAGGAUGCAGGGCUAGCUCUCUCCAAAUUUCAGAAACUUCAGAAGUUGAAAAUUGCGUGGGGUUCAGGGGGGUUGACGGGAAAUAACUCUACGCAGAACAGUAUUGGACAGCAAUCAGAUCCGUCAAAUCCGAAUGGAGAAAGCAAGAAGCAGGACAAGGAUGCUGUAAAACCGAAGACCCAGAACCAGGUAAGUAGUGCAGCGAAAUCCCCUAGUGGAAAACAGGACAAGGGAGAAGAUAAUGGCAAUCGGGAAAGCAGUGCAGGUGACCAGGAAGGAGCUUACAAAAAGUUGAAAAGUGGUGAAGCAAACUCGAAGUCCAUGAACCAGGAGGACGACAAGAAAGGGCGAAACAUCGGUGCAGCGAAAUCAGUGGCCUUCAAUGUGAGCGAGAAACAUGGCAGCAAGAAGCAGGAAACUGUUUUACAAAAGCGAACCCCACUAAUGAAACUAACGUCACUAAGGCGAGAAAGAAAACCAACAAAUUUUGAAGGCCUUGAGAGUCUGGUGAAGCUGGACCUUCAAUGCUUCCCUCACACAGAACCGCCCACGUGGCUAACACCCAAAAUGCUGAACAGCCUACAGAACCUCUCCGUUCGAGGUGGAAGACUCCGUCACCUAAAUCAGGAGGGUAAGGAGAAGUGGAAGGUGGAGACCUUACGUUUGAAGUUCUUGAUUGAUUUUAAGAUGAACUGGAAAGAAAUGCUGGAACAAUUUCCAGAACUGAAGUAUUUGGAGAAAGUUAGAUGCCCUCGAAUCACAUUCUGUCCGUGCGAUGCACGUGGAGUGUGGCAAGAAUCUCCCAAAUCAAGUUGAAAAGUUUGAAGAUUUCUGCCAGAUUUGGCUAUUUCGGCAUCAUCGGCUGCUUUCCAUUUUUUCUUUUCGGUUCUUGUUUUUGAAAGACUGGAAGUGUGUUGCAUUCUCAGUUUCACUUUUUUUUUUUCCUUCUUCUAAAAGCAUUGUUGUAUUCGAUAAUUUUGUUCUCUUUAUUAAUUAAGCUUGCCUAAAGAAAAACAUCUAAGGUUUAUUUCCCAUAAA